AUGGCCGCUCAACAUCCCAACGCUGGACAUCCGGGACCUGCGAUGGUGCAGCAGAUGCAUCCCGGUGUUUCGGCACCAGGAGGGCCUCAGGUGAGCCAGGCAGGCCCAAUGAUGGGUGGAAUGCCCCCAGGUGCUGGGACCGCCGGUCCGGGUGGCCCUAUGCCGAAUGCCCACGCUCUAUCCCAUCUAAACCCUACACAAGCGCAUAUGUUUCAGCAGCAGGCGUUUCAGCAAAAUUUCGCGAAUAACCCGCAAUUACUUCACCAGCAACAGCAACAGCAUCAACAGUUCCUUCGUCAGCGUAUGAUGAUCCAACAGCAGCAGCAGCAACAGGCACAGCAGGCGCAACAGCAACAUGGUCUGCCCGUAUCACUACCGAAUGGUACUCAGGGUGUGAGUGCCGCCCAGUUGGCUGCGAUGCAAGCAAAUCCUGGUGGCAUGCGGCCAGUCAACGCAAUGAUGCAUCUUCAACAGCAGGUCCCGCAUGGCCAACCCCAGAACCUCCAGCAACAGCAGCAACAGCAGCAGCAGCAACAGCAACAGCAGCAGCACCAGCAACAGCAGCAGCAGCAGCAGCAGCUCUUCGCUCUUCAGCAGGCGCAAGCUCACCAAGCGCAGCAGCAGGCUCAAGCCCAGGCCCAGGCUCAGGCCCAAGCCCAGGCAAAUAAUGCACAGGGGGGUCAGCACACACCGCAGCGCGGCUCAGUGCAGCCUCCCAACAUGCACGAGAAUCAGGGUGCGACUCCCCAGUCCCAGCAUGGUCCUCCACCGCAAAGCGGUACCCCCCAACCAAACCAAACUCCUCAGCCUCCAUCGAGUCAACCUCAACAGCCACAGGGCGGACCUCAGCAAGCCCAGGCUACUCCAAACCCCCAACCGCAGCAGUUGCCUCAAACAUCACAACCUGGACAACAGCCUGGACAUCCUGGACCCCAGGGACAGCCUCAGCAUGGUAUGCCGGGCCAGCAGGUCCAGCAACUCGGCCAGCAGGGUCAGCCAAUGACUGCUCAGGAAGCCCAGUUGAAGGCCCAGCAGCAACAGAAUGCCGCUAUGAUGAUGCAGCAAAGAAUGAAUCGCCAGGGCACAACAAUUCUAUGCUUGCAUGCGUAUGCGGAACACCUAAGUGGAUUCCAGAGUCGCGGCGAAGCGCAGGACCUCAUGUACUGGCAGUCCUUUGUUGACCGAUUCUACGCCCCCGGUGGUGUGUUGCGACAGGGUGUAUGGAAUCCCCAGGUCGGUUCUAAACAAUUUGAAAUCUCGACUCCGGCAUUGGCACGGUAUUACCUUACUCAAUAUACCAGCGGCAUCCGUCAGAUUCAAAUGGUCGUUGAAGGUGCCCGAGAACGGGAUAUGCCUAAUGGAGGGCACAUGGUUGAAAGUCCUCGGACUUCAUUCAUCUACUGGUUCACGAAUGAUUGUCAGCUCUUCACCCAUGGUCAACUACGUGCCCAUUUCGACAUGGCUAACAAACUCGAGAUGCUGGACAUCACUGUGACCAGCCAUAAUGAGUUUAUUCCUCGGAGUCUGCUUCAAUCUUUGGAGCUCUCUGAGCAAAAGCAGAGCCCCAAGGUCUCUAAGAACACGGCAAAGCGGGCUCAAAAACAAAGCCCGCAAAUAACCUUGCCCGAGUCGAUGGUUACCUAUAACGGUGUGCCGACACAAGUCAUGGGAUUCCUGGAAGUCGCCGAGACUAUCUCUCAGAUGCAGCUGCUGUUCCAAUUCUCGCAACAAAACCCACAAUUCUCUCCUCCCGAAGCCCUCCACAAUCUGGUGGGCACCCUCCCGAUUCAGAACCCUAACGCCGGGUUUGUCACGCCAAUGAACCCUGGCAUGCAGCAAGUUCCCAAUGCCCGGAAUCCCAGUAUGGGUGGACCCUCGCAGUUUGCAUCCCCUGCCAUGGCCCACCUUGGGCUACCAGGAGCCCAGGGAUCGCCUCAUCUGACUGGUUCAGGACAUGCGAGCCCUGCCCAGAGCCAGCUUGCCGGACCUCCAGGCAUGCAGGGUGCUGUUCAGCCCUCACCCCAAAUGGUAAACAACAGCCCCAAUGUCGGAGGUAACAAGCGUCGACGGGCAAGCACCGUCAAGAAUGAGCCCGAUGAUGGUGGUGCUGGUGGCGAAGUCAAUGGCACUGCCAUCCAAGGCGGUGCCGGCAAGGUCAAGGCCAGUCCUCGAGUGCCCAAACGACAGAAGGGGGCGGCGGCCUGA
Messenger RNA from Penicillium subrubescens, 2205 nucleotides. RefSeq names its product LIM domain-binding protein. NCBI's taxonomy places the organism in Eukaryota, Fungi, Ascomycota, Eurotiomycetes, Eurotiales, Aspergillaceae. Bases 1 to 2205 code for a protein of 734 amino acids. The record is from RefSeq and is a predicted model, not a curated record. The transcript has 4 exons. Gene Ontology annotation, biological process: positive regulation of transcription by RNA polymerase II; negative regulation of transcription by RNA polymerase II. Gene Ontology annotation, cellular component: transcription regulator complex; nucleus.